Camarhynchus parvulus is the source of this 2642-nucleotide messenger RNA. It is a transcript of the gene VSTM2A, whose product is annotated as V-set and transmembrane domain containing 2A. Lineage: Eukaryota; Metazoa; Chordata; Aves; Passeriformes; Thraupidae. The transcript has 5 exons. The record is from RefSeq and is a predicted model, not a curated record. Bases 413 to 1123 code for a protein of 236 amino acids.
AAGCUGGAUCAGUGUGUAGGGAGGGCAGUCAUCACGCCAUCCUGAGCAGCAAGAGCUGACGUUGGACGAAGCUGCCAGGUAGCUGAAAAAAGGCACAGAAGGCAGCUGAUACCCACUUUUCAACGGUUUGUGUUUUUUUUAGUCUGUAUCUGGACUUCAAGCAACACAGCGCCUGAGACAGCUCAUCUGAACCACGCUGUAUUGCAAUACUCACUCUUCUCAAAGAAAAGGACUCCACUGAGCAGCAGAAUGCUGCCAGUGUCGCAGCCAGGUCUACAAUACAGAGCCUUUUUGUAACAUUGCACAUUUCUUUCUGUUCAGAUAUUUGAAAUAUAUACAUAUAUAUCAGUUCUUUCUUUUCUGAAGACACCUUUGGCUUUUUUUUUUCCUGAUGUGACUUCUUCAUCUUGGAAUGAUGGGGAUCUUUCUAGCUUAUAUUGGAUUCAUUUUCUUUUCAGUUAUGUAUAUUCAACAAGGACUUUCUACCCAAGCAAAAUUCACAGAGUUUCCCCGAAAUGUCACGGCCACUGAAGGGCAGAAUGUGGAGAUGUCUUGUGCUUUCCAAAGUGGCUCUACUUCGGUGUACCUUGAAAUCCAGUGGUGGUUUCUGCGGGCAGCUGAGGACCAAGAGGCUGGAGCUGAGGUGACAGGCACUCAGGUGGAGUUCCUGCCCGAGCGGGACCUGGACAGCGACGGCACGAAGAUCAGCACAGUGAAAGUACAAGGGAACGACAUCUCCCACAAGCUGCAGAUUUCAAAAGUGAGAAAAAAGGAUGAAGGCUUGUAUGAGUGCCGGGUGACCGAUGCCAACUAUGGAGACCUUCAGGAAUACAAGGCCCAGGCGUUUCUCAAAGUCAAUGCUAACAGCCACUCCCGGCGAAUGCAAGCCUUUGAGGCAUCCCCAAUGUGGUUGCAAGACAUGAAACCUCGUAAAAACAUCUCAGCAGCUGUCCCAAGUAGCAUCCACAAUUCUGCCAAUCAGCGUGUACGUGCCACCUCCAGCCCUGAAGCAGCAGCCAAAAUCCCCAAACAAAGUCCUCAAUCAGGUGCGAGGAUAGCUACAAGCCAUGGACUUUCUGUCCUGCUUCUUGUUUGUGGCUUUGUGAAGGGUGCUUUGCUUUAAUCUAAAAGUGCUGACUUUUUCCAAUAUCACUUUCUCUUCUUAAAGCAAAGAGCAAAUCGCCUGUAAAAUCCACGGAGCGGACAGCAAAGUUGACCCUAACCUCCAACCACCACUCUGCACCCAAUGUACUCUAAAUCUCUACACAAGGAGCACCUUCUUCAGGAAGUACAAACAAAAUUACUAAAUAAAUAAAAUAAAAUAAAUAUUAUAAAAAAGAAGAGGAUACCACAUGUUUUCUUGAUAUAUCUUAUUUUCUUUGGCUUAUCACUGAUAUUUUAUUUGAAGAGAACUGGUGUGAUGUAAUCAAACGUUUUGUAACAGCAAGACCUAGUUUCCUUUUCUUUCGGCAAGGAGAAGCCUCAUCCUUGACUUCUCAGGGGUUGGCCUGUGAGUCCUCAGUUUUACAGAAUUAACCAUGGAUGACAUUUGGUUUCCUACGCUGAAAGAACCGUUCCAGCCUGGAAGCAAAAAGAGGCCAAAUAAUGAAACAAACUGUAGUGAUUGAACAUAAAUAGAAUACACACAAACUUUAUCAAAAAGUCCUUUUUUUCUUUUUCUUUUUUUUUUUUUUGCAUGAGGAAUAGGAAUAUUCUACUAAGCAGCUCAGCAGACUAGGGGAUGUUGUUUCUGAAAAACAUAUGAAGAUAUUUUUCUUUUGAGAUUUUUUUCUUUUUGCUUUCCAAUGUAUUAUUCUUUUCCCCCUUUGAGGUUUUUUUCCUGUCUUUCUGUUUGUUUCUUGUUCAUUAAUGGCAAGUACCAACUUAGGCCAACCCCUGAUGACUAUGUGGAGGUUUAUAUAUAUACAUCCCUUUAUUUGUGUGUGUGCGUUCUAUAUUUCAGUGUGUUUUCUCUAAUUUUGCAACUCCUGUAUAUGCAAAACCAACUUAAAUUCUGUAAAUUGCUUACAGUCUGUGUGAUAUAACUUCAGAGUAGACAUACUUUGGUCCUCAUGCAAGCCAGUUUUUAAUAUUAUCUAUAUGUCGUGCCACCAAGAAACAUCUUUAUUUCCUCUUUUGACAAAACACCACUUUUUAGUUUUUAAUUCAGUAAUGUGUGGAUUUUGUAAUGCAUAUAUUCACUUUGACUGGUUUGACCCCCUUCAGCUCUCUGUUUACUCUGUAAAUGCACAUUAAAAUUUGUUAUGGUCUCUAGACAAUGAAUUAUUUUAGUUUGUACGUUGUGUUGGAGUUCAGAUGCUGAAAGCUCUUUGAACUUGUGAUGUUUAUAGAAGAUGAAGUGAUUCAAUCACUAGAGACUGUAAAAUGCAGGUUUACAGUCAAAUACUGCACAUAAAGGAAGGUUAGAAACAGAAAACAGACAAAUAAACCAGAACAUGUCUUUAAGGAUGUUCCUUUGGUAAAGAGUUUUACGAAAGUGAAUUUCUUACACUGAUAAAAUAUAUUUGCAUCACAGCUCCUUCUACAUGGCCAAAGAAGUGUCUUUCUUUGCUUUUUCUGAAAGAGGAUUGUCAUUACUCAUUGAUAUUCUUAAUUAAAAUACUUUUUGUCUGUGAACUGAA